Messenger RNA from Neolamprologus brichardi, 1607 nucleotides. NCBI's taxonomy places the organism in Eukaryota, Metazoa, Chordata, Actinopteri, Cichliformes, Cichlidae. The record is from RefSeq and is a predicted model, not a curated record.
UUCUCUAGCAGAGCCUUGCUGUCGCACUUUUGUUAAUAAAGUUUCCCUUUGAAGCCAGUCAAGAUGGCAGAGUACGAUCUCACCACCAAGAUAGCACAUUUUCUGGACCGGCAUUUGGUUUUCCCUUUGCUGGAGUUCUUGUCUGUGAAAGAGAUCUACAAUGAGAAGGAACUCCUCCAGGGAAAGCUGGACCUACUCAGCGACACAAACAUGGUGGAUUUCGCCAUGGAUGUGUACAAAAAUCUGUAUCCGGACAAGGAAAUCCCACACUCCUUGAGGGAGAAGAGAAGUACUGUGGUGGCUCAGCUGAAGCAGCUCCAGUCAGAGACGGAGCCAAUUGUCAAGAUGUUUGAAGACCCGGAGACCACUCGACAGAUGCAGUCCACGAGGGAUGGGAGGAUGCUGUUUGACUAUCUGUCAGAAAAGCACAAUUUUCGUCAAGAAUACCUGGAUACUCUUUACAAGUACGCCAAAUUCCAGUAUGAAUGCGGUAACUACUCUGGGGCUGCAGAAUACCUCUACUUCUUCCGCGUCUUGGUCCCCUCAACAGACAGGAACGCACUGAGCUCCCUGUGGGGAAAAUUGGCUUCUGAGAUCCUGAUGCAGAACUGGGAAGCAGCCAUGGAGGAUCUCACUCGUCUAAGGGAAACUAUCGACAACAAUUCUGUGAGCUCUCCACUCCAGUCACUCCAGCAGAGGACCUGGCUCAUUCACUGGUCCCUCUUUGUGUUCUUCAACCAUCCCAAAGGCAGGGACAACAUAAUCGAGCUCUUCCUCUACCAGCCUCAAUAUCUGAAUGCCAUCCAGACAAUGUGCCCGCAUAUCCUGCGAUAUCUCACAACCGCAGUCAUCACCAACAAAGAUGUACGAAAGCGCAGGCAAGUGCUCAAGGACUUGGUGAAAGUCAUCCAACAGGAGUCCUACACAUACAAGGAUCCAAUCACGGAGUUUGUGGAGUGUCUCUACGUGAACUUCGACUUCGACAGCGCGCAGAAGAAGCUGAGGGAGUGCGAGUCGCCUCCCAGCAUGCUGGCAGACAAACUCAACAUGACGCCUGAGGAGGCGGAGAGGUGGAUCGUCAACCUCAUCCGUAACGCCAGACUUGAUGCCAAGAUCGACUCAAAACUGGGUCACGUCGUGAUGGGCAACAACGCAGUGUCGCCGUACCAACAGGUGAUCGAGAAGACCAAGAGCUUGUCCUUCCGCAGUCAGAUGUUGGCGAUGAACAUUGAGAAAAAGCUGGCACACAGCAGCAGGAACGAGACACCAAACUGGGCUGCUCAGGACUCCGGCUUCUACUGAGCAUGAGCUGAAACGAGCAUGAGGAAGAUUCGGAAGCCUCUCGGGAUGUUAUUGAAGCUUUUUAUUGACAGAUUUGUCAGUUUAUCCACCGUUUUUAUUUAACUGCCUGUCAUUGAACAAUAAAAGCAAUGAAGCGAGGCAGCUUAUUGACACUCAAGAUGUUACAUGAUAACCUAUUUAUAAUCUGCUAUCAGUAGAUUUAUUUUUAUUUGUUUUUUAAGAUGAAGCUUAUUUCCCUGCACUCUGAAAGUAAUCCUCUAAAAACCUACAUGACAGUUUACAUUAAAGAUUUCUGCCCCCCUUUA